AUGGGUGUUGACACUUGCAUGGGUGGCCUCUCAGCAGAGUCUCCAGGUGCUCUUAGUCACAGGUCAGCUCCACACAAAAGGGGAGGAGCUACUUCCCAGAGGCUCUUUCCAGCAUCACAGUCCCACAUCCCAGCAACUGCCAGUGCUGCCCACUUGGUGACCAAAGAAGACCCUGGCGACUUCGAUGGCAUUGUGGCAGAUCUGACUGUUAGGAAAUGGUUUAUGCAGAUACUGUUUGUAUUGAAGGACAGCUCACUUUCUGUAGAAAAAUGGUUGUUUCAGCAAAAACAGGUUAUACCAGAAGCUCCUGAAAUACCCACUAUUGAUCAGGCAUAUUCAAAAAUCAGCAACAGUAUCACUGUGGAGUGGGCUACAGUGCCAGGAGCUACCAGUUACCUCCUCACAGCUGAAGAUGGGGACACUGUCAUUGAAACCAUUGUGGCCAGUUCCCCAGGAACUGUGAUGGGUCUGAAGGCUGCCACCCUAUACCAAAUCACUGUCAGAUCCAUCAGUGCCACUGGAAGAAGCCAAGCAUCACCUCCAAAGCAGGCAAAGACAGUUCUGGCUGCACCAAUUCUACAAGUAAGCUCUCCAAGCCCAAGCUCCAUUCUUGUGCAGUGGGAAGUUGUAUAUAUGGCAAUCGGAUUCUCUGUGUCCAUUAUGCGAGCCAAUGGCUUGGGUAGAAUAUGGAAAGAGAAUACCACAAACACCUCCUUGACAUUCACCAGUUUAGAGCCUGGGACUCUCUACACCAUAAAGGCCUAUGCGUGGAAUGCUAAUGGAACUCCUGGGGAUGACUCUACCCGCAGUCAGAGAACAAGUCCUUGUCCCCCUGACAACAUUCGAGUCUCUUUCAAUGGUGGGGCUCUCGAAGCAUCAGUUUCAUGGGCACCAGUAGAAGGAGCUUUCAACUACACCAUUCUGGCUUGGAGUGACUCUUCAGAGCUGAGCUGCAGUACAACUUUCAGUUCCUGCACUAUCUCCUCUCUGCAGUGUGGCAUGGAGUACCUGAUUUCUGUUUUAGCAAGUAAUGAUGCUGGAUCCAGCAAGUCAGCUUCAGGAGUGACUCUGAAAACUGUUGCUUGUGCACCUGCAAAAGUGACGAUCCAAGAAGACCCCCCUGGUCACCUGUCUGUGGCUUGGUCCAAUGUAGAUCUGGGUGACUACUAUGUUGCCUUUGUGAAGAGCGAUGACGGUCUGGAAGUACACUGCAACACAUCCCUCACUCAGUGCAGUUUCUUGUCUGAGUGUGGCUUCACUUACUUUAUUAGUGUGUUUGCCUACAACAAGGCAGGGCAGAGUCCCCUGGGUGAUGUAUUCAAUUAUACCACAGCUCCCUGUUGUCCUAGUGACAUUAACCCCGUGGUGGUGUCCAGUGACAGAGUAGAAAUUGUCUGGUCUCCAGUCCGUGGUGCUGAGCUUUACGAAACCAAGGCUGUAGAUGGGUUCAACGUGGUCCAGUGCAAUGACACUGCUCCUGCCUGCACACUCUCAGCUCUAGAAUGUGACACUAAGUAUAACAUCACAGUGUACUCCUUCAGUGAAGUCCGGGGCAGCAAUAUGUCAUGUACUUCCCGAUUUAUAACCACAGCUCCUUGCAGCCCUGAAAUUAAAAAUGUCUCAAAGGAUGCAUUCUCCAUGGUUAAUGUACACUGGCAGUCCAGUAAUGAUGACGCUACGUACACAGUGACUGCCCAGGGAGAGAGGGGGCUGUACCGAUGCAGAAGUACUGGAGAGUCCUGCACCAUGGGAGGCUUGCCCUGCGGGGCCUUGUUCUCUGUCAAUGCUGUGGCUGAAACUCAGGCGGGACGGAGCCUGCCCAGCUACAGCGUGCCCCUCGAAACAGUGCCAUGUUGUCCAACUGGUCUGACAGUAACACAGGUCACCCAAUCUGUAAUCAACGUGAGUUGGACUGUUGGUACUGGGACCCAGACCUAUGUCACAGUUCUGGACACGCACAUUGGACAAUCCAAGUGCCACACCCACCAAAACUACUGCCUCCUGGGAUGCAUCAUGUGUGGCGUCAAUUACACUGUGGCAUUAAAAGCAGUUAGUGCCAGUGGAUUGACCACUGACUGUGCCUACCACAGUUACUCCUUCAGUGCCUGCUGCCCUUUGGGGGUGAAAUUAUAUAGGCUGGGUCCUAACGGCAUCAGGAUCCAUUGGCAAGCUUCCAGAGGCUCUGCCAAUUACAGCACUGACCUCUAUGGUUCCAAAGGCAUUUUCACAUGUGUCCCGGGUGCUGGCCUCAGUUUCUGUGAUGUCGCUGAGAUUCCCUGUGGAGAUGUGUAUACUGUGAUGGUCUCACCGGUUACUGAAUCAGGACUGAAGCUUACUUUCUGUCCCAAAAAAAUAUAUUCAGUUACCUGCUCUGGAAGUACACUUGGAAUGGGACAUCCUCCCAGCCCUAGAUCCUACCCAAUGCUGACUUCCAUCGGCAGGAGUUGA
This is a messenger RNA of Erinaceus europaeus (western European hedgehog), 2448 nucleotides long. RefSeq names its product fibronectin type III domain containing 7 (gene FNDC7). NCBI's taxonomy places the organism in Eukaryota, Metazoa, Chordata, Mammalia, Eulipotyphla, Erinaceidae. Gene Ontology annotation, molecular function: protein binding. The transcript has 15 exons. The coding region runs from base 1 to 2448 and encodes 815 amino acids. The record is from RefSeq and is a predicted model, not a curated record.